CCGCAGCGCGCGGGACAUUUGGUUACUCGCUCUGCUAGCACUCGCUCCCCCACCGACGCCGCCAUAAGCGCUGGCCUGGUGACUCGCUACUCAUGCCCAACCGUCUUUAGCGACUCAACAUUUCAGCCUCCAUGGAUUUAAUACCGCCAUAAUAUAUGACAUACUAUGCUUGCUGAUUUAGAGUCAUCUUUUGCGUGGCUUUUAGCGAGACAUGUCACUUGUAAAUGAAACAUUUAAAGCAACGCCCAGUCUGGCUUUUUAGUCCAACUGCGUGUGUGGGACAAACCUGCCAAGUCUGUCACCAUCUGUCAAGGUUGUUGGCAGCUGGCGCGCUAAGCUUGUGACAGCUUAGGUGGCAAACUUGGCUUGCUAAAGCUUAUCAAGCUUGACAUGUGAUGAUUAACACGAUGCUCAGAGAGGUCAAAAUACCACAGGCUGGAAUCACUCUGAAAGUUGAUCAACAAAUCGUCAAAGAAUCAUCGGAGAUACGCACAGCUGUCUAGGCCAGUUGCGUUUAGCGAGGAGUCACGUGAUCAUAGUUGAAGCUGGAAAUUGAGUUUUUGGGUUGUUAAGAGCGGCGUUGAGCUCCUAAGCAGAGCCUACUUGAACCGGCCCAGGAGCUGAGUACUCACACGCAUCUGGUCCUCUGCUCUCUUCAGGGUAUUUAUUGCUCGUGCCGCCCACGCCCACACCCAUCCCGUGUGUGGGUGCCGCCCACACCCACCCCGUGUGCAGGUGCCGCCCACGCUCAGCCCUAGUGUAGGUGCCGCCCACGACCACCCCGUGUGCAGGUGCCGCCCACCCAGUGUGUUGUUGCCGCCCACGCCCACGCCUUGUGUCGGUGUCGCCCACGCUCACCCCUUGUGUUUGUGCCGCCCACCCCAAGUGUGUCGGUGACGCCCACGCCCACCUCAUGUGUUAGUGCCGCCCACGCGGUGUGUCGGUGCCGCCCACGCCCACCCCGUGUGCUGUGGGACCUCACCGCCCUACCUGUGCGUUAUCGAUUAGUUCCAUGUUCCUUCCCUCUCUACCACACGUAAAUUGAAUUCAAAACCAGAUAAAUCAAAAUUGCAUUACACGCGGUAAAUGUUUUGCUAAGAGAAAGGUACACACAAACCCGGCUCAGAACCGCUGAGUAACCGCCCUCAGUGAUCAGUAGUUCAGCACUACCGACAGUGAACGUAAUUACCGAAAAGCAUACAGGACUCGCGGGAGAAAUAUACCAGGAAGCCUGUAUAUAUAUACACACAGAGGAGGAGAAGACCGUGAACAUGAAGCCAUCGACGUUGAAAUCUUGUGGGUGGUCCAAGAUGGCGUCCGUCGCCCUCUGCCUCUGGACCCACGUGGCUUUAGCAGGUAGCGUGGAUAGCGUUCGACAAGUCUGCCAUCUUGACGGUACAAGAUCAUGUGAUAACCCGCAACCCUCGGGUCAAUGUGACCCACGACGGUCACCGCACCUGGACCCUGCACCUCUCGCGGGUCAACGCCACGGACGCCGGCACCUACAUGUGUCAGGUCAACACCAUCGUCGCCAAGAGCCAGUUCGGCGUCCUCAACGUCGUCGUACCGCCCAACAUCAUAGAUGGGGAGAGCUCUGGCGACGUGAUGGUGCAGGAGGGAGCUAACAUCACGCUGACGUGUAGUGCCACCGGCACCCCCACCCCAGCCAUCACCUGGAGGCGAGAGGACCACAUGAAGAUCAACCUCAACAAGACCUUCAGAGUGACGGAGUACAAUGGCGCCAGUCUGCAGCUGGCGCGGGUCAGCAGGAUGGAUAUGGCAGCUUACCUCUGUAUCGCCCGCAACGGUGUUCCACCCAUCGUCAGCAAGAGGAUCCAGGUCAGCGUCGACUUUCCUCCCAUGAUGAGCAUCCCACACCAGCUGGUCGGGGCGCCCCUGGGCUACAGCAUCACCCUCGAGUGCACCAUCGAGGCCCACCCGCCGGCCCUCACCUACUGGACCAGGAACCAGGGGGUCAUGCUCCACCAGGGACGCAAGUACCACAUCACCGAGCGGCCGGGGGAAGUGUCGUACCGCACGCACAUGAAGCUCACCAUCAGGAGCCUGCGGAAGGAGGACGACUACGGACCCUACAAGUGUGUCGCCAAGAACUCCCGCGGAGAGACGGAGGGACUCAUCAAGCUGUACGAGACGGAGCCCCCGACGCCCGUGCCGACCAACCCGCCUUCCUAUCUCGACAAGCUUUUCAAAGAUUUACACCACAAGACAACCAACAGUGUGGCGGGGAAAGGUCAGGGAGACAAGCCGAACAUGGAGGAUCCAGCGGAGAUCGGCGAGGACGACGACGAGGUCCUUCACGCUGGGGACCUGGAGGAGAUCAAGGACAUGGAGCAGCCGGAUGGACCUUGGCAUCCAGAGGACAGACGGAGGAUGGAGGAGGACAGACGGCGCGAGCGAGGACCACACGAGCAAGAGCAAGGUCAUUUCUUCACCAACAUCUUCAGUGUCGCUGCUAUUGGUCGGGAGGUGUGGCUCCCCAUGCAGCUGGUGGUGGUCGGCGCCGUCGCCCUACGCCUCCACUUCCUCUUGUGAUGAAGAGGAUAUACCAUACCUAAAAUUGGUCUCCGAAUUGUGAAUAACCCUAGCUAGUUUCCAUGACGUGAAUUCAAGUCACUUUUCAUCGCUCUCAUGGCUAUCAAUUGUUUUUUUUAGACACGGUGUGUGUGUGAGAUAACAUGGUGGAAUAUAUGUCAAUGUUUGUGUAUAUAUGCGCAGUAGUGUUCCUAUUUGUUCCUGUCUUGUGCUUUAAUGAUAUUAGAUGCGAUUUAACGGCACAAACUGUAAUAUAAUAAUCACAUAAGUUACUGAUGACCAUAAUCACUCACCAGCUCAAAUGGCUGUAGAAUUUCUGUUCAACUCAAAAUGAUUUGUUUUUUAUAUAUGUUCUUAAUUCGUUGCUCAUGUUUAACCUAUGACCCAUACUCAGCCCUUGAUCCAGACUCAGCCCAGGACCCAGACUCAGCCCAGGACCCAGACUCAGCCCAGGACCCAGACUCAGCCCAGGACCCAGACUCAGCCCAGGACCCAGACUCAGCCCAGGACCCAGACUCAGCCCAGGACCCAGACUCAGCCCAGGACCCAGACUCAGCCCAGGACCCAGACUCAGCCCAGGACCCAGACUCAGCCCAGGACCCAUACUUAACCCAGGACCCAGACUCAGCCCAGGACCCAGACUCAGCCCAGGACCCAGACUCAGCCGUUUCUCAUCUUCGAAAUAGUACCUUUCAUAAUAACACAGUAAACAAAAAUAAACAAAUACACUCUCAACAAGAUACCCAACAUGGAUCUCACAGCAAUAAACAAAAAUUACUCGACAAAAGACAACAAAAUUCCCAUGUUCUAUAUACCGAUGAUAUACACUCAAAACAAUCAAGAAACUCCACAGAAGUAAUAAUCCAAGCCAGGAAGACUGUAGACCCACAGAGAUAACACCGUAAAUAUUUGACGAGACGCGCAACAAGACUUUCACUAAACCAAAAUUAAUCUCGGAAAAAGAUUAAAGUGAGGAGCAUCAUCUUCUCUCCGUGCCCGUCUUCAUCAACAAAGGCCAAAUGUUCCUUAAUCCAGCCUCAAAGUCCCCCAUUUGUGAAUGAAAAGCGGUUUACACACGAUGACAGUCGAACAUUUAUCGAACAGCGCUUGGAUGACGACCACUGUACGCUGUAAAAGUAUUCACCCACGUACUACAAAUACAAAUAAUCGCUGACAGAACCUAAUUACCUAACCUACCCUACGCCUAACUAUACACAGAAUUUUAAUAUAUACAUGAGAACAAAGCUACGUUUAAUGUUACGGGCUAUUCAUGCCCGUGCCACCUCUUGGGUGGCUUAAUCUUCAUCAAUCAAUCAUCUUUUUUUAAUACGUAGUACGUUAAAAAUUAUGAAUGCCUCUUUGGGGGGACGGCCGCAACUUUAACGACCCUGGCCUGAGGACGGGUUGUCUGAUAGGCUCUGCUCGACAACUCAUUCUCAGGCAGCCCAUCCUCGUUAACAAAGGCAACAGGCUCAUUAAUCCAGCCACCAAACUACCUGUUUAUGAACGAAACACGGUUUACAUUCGACUCAAUGCCUAAUUAUGCAUAUAACUAAUAUAUAAUAUUGAUUUAUAUAUGAUGAUAAAAAUAUUUUAUAUUAAACUUUAUGAAUGUUUAUACAUUAAAAUGUAUGAAUGCUUAUAUGAAUAAUUUAUAUAUGAUGAAAAUAUUGUAAUACACAAUACAUGUAUAAUACAUUAAAAUUGACGAAUGAGCAUUUGGGGUCGGCCGCUGCAUGGAGUGCAUACCUUGAGGUCAGGUUGCAAUACAAAUAAUUGUAAAUAGGUACACAACACCUAACAUAUCCUAGCUUUAAUUAUACUGAAAAUUUAAAUCAAUAACAAUAUUAACUUAUGAGUAAAUACCGUUUUUUUAUAUUCAGUCCAUUAAAACUGAUGAAUGCAUCUUUGAGGUUGGCCUCAGCUUGAACGGACAUAGCCUAUUGAUGGGUUCUCCUUUACAAGUCCAAGUUUUUGAAGAUUACUGUAAACACGUGCAGAGAUAAAUAACGCGAGUUAUUUAUUUACCCCAACAUGAACAAAACUGACAGACAGACUCAAAUAUGCACAUAUACUCGACAAGGAUUCAUGGGUUUAUUGAUAGCUUUAUUCUUUACGAAAACGAUAGGUGCAACAGGUGAAUGGAACUGCUGGCUAGGUGCGUUGACAAAUGUACCAGGACAGUGUGUUGGCUUGUGUUAUAUAGCCACUGUUUGCGUGUGUGUGUGAUGUUCCUUACCCCGGGGCUGAUGUGCUCCUUGAUUAUACAUGUGAAUGUAACGAAUUGUGGCAGCGAGGUGCAAGAGUCCGUGGCCGCUCAGCGGGAAUCAACGAUGUAAAUACAAGGCCACAAAAAAUGAAAAAACAAAAAAAAGUUAAUCCGUAUUCAGCCAUAUCCAAUGACUAACAGAUUUAUGUACUGUGUAGAUAAAACUAUGGAGAUAUAUCGCCUUGUCUGUCUCAUCAUGUAUAUAUAUAUUAUUAGUAGCGUUAUAUAACAUAUGUACAGAGGUGUUUUCCAUUUAUUGAACGAGAUAAAGCAGAGCAGCAGCCUGGCGGGAAUUCUUAUCCUCCACCGUAAGUCUGGUACACUCCUCCAGGUGGCCUAAAGGAGCUUACUUCAGGUUCCUGUGACACAAGGGGGAACCUAAAACAGGAUCUUGUGGCGUAAGGAAUCCUCCUACAAGUUCCUGUAGCGUAACGGAGCCUCCUACAGGUUCGUGUGGCAUAAAGAAAGCCUACACACGCUGGAGGUAUAUUGGGAGACCUCGUUAUUUACAGACUGAGCCAGCUGGCGCCAAGAGGGAUCCAACAACUGUCUGACAAAACAUAUUGUACCUAGAGAAAUCAAACAUUUCAGACGACUCCUAACGACGUCUUGAACAAUCCAACACCUUUGAAGCAGGUUGUUAUGACUUUAAGAGGGAUAUGAUGACUAUCAAACUUGAUGCAUUUUAUUUUAAAUAUAUCACAAUUUCAGACAGGUCCUGAUGGUGUUAAGAGGGCUUCAGUAAUUACUUGUGGCUUCCACGCCCCCUGAGAAGAGUGUCACCAACAUGAAGGGGCAAGCAAUGUAUAGAGAAUCUUGGGGAUCUUCAGAAGAAGAGAGGAGGUAGUAUGUACAUAAUAUUCCCAGCAUCCCUUGCAGGGCUCCAGGGAUGCCAAGUUUUUGGUGCAUUGACCCUUAAUGGGUUUUCUCGAGCUUUAGGAAAGUUAAAAACUUGUUGAUAUGUAUGCCUUAGAAAGUGUGUGUGUGUGCGCGCGCGCAUGCAUGUGUGCGUGUAUAUGGUUUUCCCUAUUUAUGAAUGUGCGCGUGAGCCUGAAUGUAUCUAACAACCCCAUUAUUAAAUUUUAAAAGGCCGCCAAUCACUGCAAAGUGAUGUGUACAUAUGGCUACGCUUGGUGUGACAAACACACAUGUCUAGACAAUCUUGGUGCCGGAUAUUGUCACACGUCUCUUGGCUAGGCUAUUAUGAUUUUUUUUUAUUUACUUUAUACAACUAUCAGUAAAGCAUACGUCUGGAUGCAGCCUUACACCACCUCACCAAGGCAAUGUUUUAGUGGCGACCUUAAUUGCUACCUUCCCCAUGAUGUCCGGUGCAGAAAUUCACCCUGAUUACUAAAGCUUGUUACAGGGAAAUUUUAGGCUCGUAUUUUAUCGAGGCGGAGCCAGUUGAAAAUAAUUAUACUUAUUUGUCUGGUUACUGGUGACUGACCGUGUUGUAAAUGUGUGGGUGAGUGAGUGCUGGUGUGUGAGUGUGUACUGGUAUAUGAGUGUGUGCUGGUGUAUGAGUGUAUGCCUGCCAGUGUAUAUAGAGCUGUGGCAGUAACAUCUUUAAGCUUGUCAUCACAACUCUGGAGACAGAGAUGGUAAUAUUUAUUAUAUAGACAAGGAACAAAAUCGCAGAAAUAAUUCAUUUUGUUCCAUUAUUAUAUUUACAGCUUGUAUAAUACAAGAGUGUCAUACCAACUUAUAUCCAUAUUAUCACAUGGAUUUUUAGCGAGUUUUUGUAUGAAAAUAAAUACAGAAUGUUAUAAUAGAUUAAUGUAUAUUUUUCCUUCUGAAAAUAGUUACCUCUUGACAUCUGUUUAAAGCUUACAUGGACAAAGAUUACGUAUUAAGUGUUGUGUUAUGAGUGAAGACAUUUUUGAAUAAAUAUUGAUGAAA
This is a messenger RNA of Procambarus clarkii (red swamp crayfish), 6721 nucleotides long. Lineage: Eukaryota; Metazoa; Arthropoda; Malacostraca; Decapoda; Cambaridae. The record is from RefSeq and is a predicted model, not a curated record.